UAGACGUCUCUCUCUCUCUCUCUCUCUCUUUCUCUCUCUCUCUCUCCCCUAAUUGAUUGUACUGUGAUACUGUUAAUCUUCCUUUAUUUCUCAUUUUGCUGUACCAAUCAAUCGCCUUUUUUCUCCAUUCUGUGCGCCAGAUUUCGUGGAGUGGUUUAUAUUUGGUAAGUAAACCCCGGUGCUCAUCUUCUGAAUUGAUGGCUUGAUUUCCCUGAAGAAUGUUUGGAUCUCUUUUUGUAUUUCAAGUUUUUAAAAGUUCAAAGCUAGUGGAAAUUGAAAAGUCUCCAUCUAACGGUCGAUUUAUUGCUUGAGGAGUUAUGGCGCAUUGCAAUUUGUAUGUGUGUGUGGGUGUAAUUUUCGUUUUAUGGAUUUUCUCCGUUUUAAAUUAAGUGGAAUGCAACUGGGGGAAGGUGAGGGUUGAUUUGUUGGAGAGCUCUGACUGAUUCAAGAAACAGAAAGUAUCUCCCUCUUCUUCUUUAUUCCACCUUUUUCCACUUUAAUUUUUUAUUUUAUCGGAAAAGGAAUUAAGAAAUUUGAUUGAUAUCUGAUUAUUACAUUGUUCUUCUCGUAUGCAGUUUAUUUUGAAUUUGGGUAAAAUUCAUGUUUCUAUUUGUUUUUGAAACUUCGAUGUUGGUGGAGGUGACUGUGUGUGAAGAUGGGGAAUUGUCGUUGAGGGUAGAUUGGUCUUUGAAGAGCCAUAUUGACUUAUGAAUAUUUUUGUAAUAAUGGAUCGGAAACACAUUGAUUAGUGCUUUUUUUUAUUGCAUGGGAGCCUCAUGAUUCCUGCUAACGGUGAAGGUGGUGUCUGAAAUCAUUACUCAGCUUUGCUGAAACCUAAAAUAUUUUAUAUACUUAAAUUAAUAGUCGAGUACAAUUUUGUGCAGUGGACUUGUUUGAAUAUUAUUUCUGUAGUUGGAACGUCAGAUGUUCUGAAUCCAAGGGUUGUUUAUUCAAGAAACGUGUAUGCCUCUUUUUUAAACCUCUUUCUUUUGAUCUGGUAUAAACCUUUUAUGUAUUACCCCCUCUCUCUGUUAUAUAUGUAUUGGUUUUUCAAAAGGAUAGUCGUAGUCUCGUAGACACUUCAGUUCCUCUGAUAUUGCUGGUUGAGCUCUUAUGUACCAGACAGGGUUAUCGCCAAGUUCAAUGAUAACUGAUAAGUACUAAUUGUUGGAGAUAAAAGUAACAGAGAUGAAGAAGCUAUUCUUUUUCAGAUCAAGUUCAUCAAACAAUGUCUCCCCACCAUCAACAGAUAAGCAAGUUUACUGGGAGAAACCAACUGAGAGAGUUGAUAAGUCUGUUAAAAAUAAGCAUGCCUCAGAAGAUCAGGUAUUCGGCAGCACACCCAUUCUAAGAAGAAGCCUCUCAUUUUCAUCUGGGUCUCUUUAUGACACCGGAAAAGGGCUAAGGAACAACAGUGAGCAAACUGGUUCUCCACAUAGUUCUGGUCAUCAUCCAAAUAAGCAAUCGGGACAUCGUUCAUCCAGAUGUCGUACUCUUACUCCAGAGAGGCAAACCAGAGCAAAUUUUGUUGAUACAGUUAUGCUUCGGAAUGCACAGAGCAUGGAGCAAUAUGGCUGUACUGUUUCUGGAGCGCACUCUGAUUUGUCAGAUAUCUCUUCUUAUUGCUCUAGUAAUGUCUCAAGUAAGGUUUUGGAUCGCUACAUUGAUGGGGAACAGAUAGAAAGGUAUGAAACCAAAAGUGAUUUCUCCACGAGAAACCAAUUUGAAAAUGGAAAUGUGGUAAAGAAGCCGCCAAAGUUUUCUGCACCUGUUGCACAUGAUGCUAGGAAGCAAAAACCUAAGUCUCGAUCCUUCAGAGAAAUCAAGACAUCACAAGUUCAGCUUUCCUCAAAAGAUGGGUGUGAUACUGGAUAUUGCAAUGAAUCACCACGGAAGCUAGCCAAACAUGUGGUUGAGAGACUUUCCCAGUCUCAGUUUCAACCUAAGAUGAGGUCAAAAGAAUUUGACUCUGAGAAUCCAAUCACCAUUGAAGAUGUCUAUGGAAGGAACUUGAAUCGAUAUGCCAAUGCAUAUCCUGAUGAAGAUUCUCCGAAAAAUUGUACAAUGGAUUGGCACGCUGAGAUUAGUGAUGGUUCUCGCCAUGAUGAAAGUUCUGAAUACUUGGAAAAGCAGUCUUUUUCUGGUGAUAAAGACAUGCCUGGAGAAAAUCUUGAUGGUGUAAUAGAUAAUGAUGUUGCACUAUUUCAAAAAUUCAAGGAAGCUGAGGACCGUGCCAUAACUCUCUCAGAAGAGCUUCAAAAGGGAAACUUUUUUCAGUUAAAAGGACUUGGCGUGCCAACAUUGAUCCAAACAAUUAGGAGCCUAGCAGAGGAAAAGGUAAAUCUGGCUGUAGAGGUUUCAGCAGCUUUUGAGGAUAGGAUUGCUGAGAGGGCCUUGUUUAGAGAAAAACUUAAACUUGGAAGAACAGACCUAGAAGCACAGUCCCGCAGAUUGGAGAAGGAAAAGAAUGAGAUGCAGAUAGCACUUGAAAAGGAGUUAGACAGGAGAUCAACCGAGUGGUCACUCAAGCUCGAGAAAUUACAGGCAGAAGAACAUAGGCUUCGUGAAAGGGUACGUGAACUAGCAGAGCAGAAUGUUUCCCUCCAAAGAGAAGUCUCUUCCUCUGGUGAAAGGGAAAUGGAAACUAGAACCAAAACUACAAACUCUGAGAAACAACUUACUGAAUUAUCUACUCAAGUCAAGGAAGCUAGGGAGGAGAACCAUUAUUUACAGAAAACACUAUCUGAAUUGCAAGACAAAGCUAGGGCAGUAGAAGAAGAAAGUGAUUGCAUCCGAAGGAAGUACGAGGAGAAGGUUCGUGAGUCUAAGGAUAUGCACCAAGCUGUCAGUAGGCUCCAAAGAACCUGCAAUGAUCAAGAGAGGACAAUUGAGGGACUACGAGGUCUAUGUGAAGAACUUGGUAAGAAAAUUUCUAACGAUAAUUUUGACUUUGGGAUUGCAAAGCUGCAAAUCGAACAUGUGAGGCUGACAGGAGUGGAACAUGCACUUAGGAAGGAGGUGGAAUCAUAUAGGGUUGAUGUUGAUUCACUUAGGCGUGAGAACAUUGAUCUGCUCAAUCGUCUGAAAAAUAAUGGGAAGGAAGGUGGAUUUUCAACUUUUAAGUUGGAUCGGGAACUACAGAAUCGUAUUUGCUGCUUGCAAAAUCAAAUGCUCUCACUGCUUACUGAGACCAGCCAACUUGGCAGGAAGUUAAUUGAAUAUGUUAAAACCAAUGGUGGCUUCCCAUUGAACAAAGGGCCAGGUUCUACCACAUGUUUAGAUGGCCAUGUUCUUGUUGAAUAUGAAGUGAAGCUCCAAGGUCUAGAGAGGGCAGCUGAGAACUUAGCAACUAGUACGAAGACCAUGUCCAGUGUCCUUCAAGAGAAAUCCACUUUGAUGCAUGAGAAUUGCCAACCAGUUGGUGUCAAUGUUCAAACACCUGUCUCGAGUGUUGAAUCGCAGAAACCAGAGGAUAUAAUCAGAUCAGAGUUGAAAUCAGAGACCCUGUUGACCAGUUUGUUACGCGAGAAGCUUUAUUCCAGGGAGCUUGAUGUGGAACAGUUGCAAGCUGAGCUUGCUGCAGCUAUUAGAGGCAAUGAUGUUCUCAAAAGUGAGGUCCAAAAUGCAGUGGAUAAUUUCUCUUGCGUAAACCACAAGAUGAAAGAAGUUGAACUUCAGAUGAUAAAAAAGGACGAGACCGUCAAUCAGCUCCACGGGGAUCUGCAAGACUGCAAAAAGGAGCUGGCCAUACUGAGGGGAAUACUACCAAAGGUAUCCGAAGAGAGGGAUAUGAUGUGGGAGGAGGUAAAGCGGCACACUGAGAGUAACAUGCUGCUGAAUUCUGAGGUUAACGCGCUGAGAAAGAGAAUAGAGGCCCUCGAUGAAGACAUACUAGUGAAAGAAGGCCAAAUCUCCAUUUUGAAAGAUAGCCUCGGCAAGCCUUUCGACCUUCUUGCGACUCCUGAUCCGACCACCGAAUUCUGCUGGACGGAUGCACGUUGAUUUUGGUGGUGAUUGGCAUAGUUUUGUUUUUCUGUGGUCUUGUGAUUAUCCAAAGCUCAUCUCAAGCAAUUGUGAAGUAGAGAGGGGUAGAGGUUUAUAGCCAACUUUACACUGCAUAGUUUUUAUAAGUUUUUGUGUGAUUGCUGAGCAAUCUUUGACAAUCAUAUUCUGUCAAAGCUACAUUCAAAUUGAUAGAAUAAGAAAAUUUGAAUUUUU
Molecule: messenger RNA, 4218 nt
Organism: Salvia miltiorrhiza (redroot sage)
Lineage: Eukaryota; Viridiplantae; Streptophyta; Magnoliopsida; Lamiales; Lamiaceae
Exons: 5
Coding region: 1189-4002 (937 amino acids)
Source: RefSeq, a predicted model, not a curated record